Molecule: messenger RNA, 749 nt
Organism: Oryza brachyantha (malo sina)
Lineage: Eukaryota; Viridiplantae; Streptophyta; Magnoliopsida; Poales; Poaceae
Exons: 1
Coding region: 163-435 (90 amino acids)
Source: RefSeq, a predicted model, not a curated record
CUAUUGCCCAACUUCCCAACAUCCUUUACCAACUUUAGAACAAACCGCCAACUGUUCCUAGGACACCAAAGAAAGGAAGAAGCCAAACCGAAAGAAAUAGCCACCGUCCCUCCCCUGCUUCCCCUUUCCACGUUCCGGCGAAGAACGAGCGAGCGGGCGGCCAUGGAUGGCGGCGGCAACGGCGGCGGCGGCGGCAUCCUGUCGUACGAGAAGCUGGAGGGUUACGCGAUCUGGGUGGGCGCCAGCGUGGCGUCGGCCUUCUUCGCGUCCAUGGAGCGCUGCGCCUGCAUCCACCUCCACACCGCCGACGACGACGGCGACGACUACGACCCCGAGGAGGCCAAGGACCGGCCGCUCAUGCUCUCCCGCCCGCAGGCCCUCCCGGAGUACUACUACGACCGGUCCGGCUCCUCCGCCUCCUUCGCCAAGAUGUGAACCUGUCUUCUUCUCCCUCCUCCUCCUCCUCCUCCUCCUCUUCUCCGCGGCGUGAUCUGAUCCGUUUCUUGAUCUAGUUUCCUUGCGUGUUCAUGUGAUCCGGCUGUGCGUGCGUGUGUUCCUCCGGGUGGGGCAUUCAAGAUCUCCUCGUCCCUGCAUUGUGUGUUGGUUGUGUUCAUAAAGUGCGUGGCUCGAAUAGCUGUUGGAUUCUGUAAUUCUCUGAAUUUUUUUUUUGGGUGUGUCUGUUCUACUUGAUUCCUUGAUUUGGUCCAUAUAAAACAUCUUGUUCUAUAGAUUUAUGGCAUUCCUGCAGA